Molecule: messenger RNA, 699 nt
Organism: Papaver somniferum (opium poppy)
Lineage: Eukaryota; Viridiplantae; Streptophyta; Magnoliopsida; Ranunculales; Papaveraceae
Exons: 1
Coding region: 1-699 (232 amino acids)
Molecular function (GO): RNA-DNA hybrid ribonuclease activity; nucleic acid binding
Source: RefSeq, a predicted model, not a curated record
AUGUAUUUCUGGUUAGUGGAUCAUGUUUCUAAGCACCCUGAUGGAGAUCCAUGCUUUUUUGUUGCUAUUCUCUGGUCCCUUUGGCAAAGUAGAAAUAACCUGGUUUUUCAAAACAUCAAAGAAAUCAAUAUUGCUGCUCUUAUGAGGGCUAGAGACAUGUUAUUAACUAGAAAACUUAGUCUCAUUGCUUCUCCUAUGGUCCCUAUUGGUGUUUGUGAUAAAUGGAUGCCCCUACCGACUGGUUGGAGAAAAUGCGAUACUGAUGGAGCUUAUGAUGAAUUUUCUGGGAACAAUGGUGCAGGAUUUGUGAUGAGGAACUUCUCCAACACUGCCUCCUUUUGUGCUUGUAUUGUCUUUGAAGUAGAUUCUGCUGAAGAAGCUGAAGCCAGGGAUAUUUGGGCGGCCUUGAAAAAAAAUGUGGAGCAAAAUCUUACCCACCUCAUUAUUGAGAGUGAUGCUCAUAUUUUGACCAACAAAUUUUCUGCUGACCUGUUUGAUGGAGAUUCUAGAACGGAUGCUAUCUUUAAGGAUGUUCAGUUUUUCUCUUCUAGUCUUAUAGCUUGUCUGUUUACUUUUCAACCAUGUAUCUGUAAUUCUGUGGCUAACGAACUUGCCCUAUGGGCCAAAACAAACAAUUCUAUCAUGUACUGGUCUGUUUCUCCUAUUUGGAUGAUGUCGAUUGUUGAUGGGGAUCAUUAG